AUGAAUAGUGUAGUGCGUGCGCAAAAGUCUGGUUUAGCUCAUGAUGCUUGGGAAAAAAUUCAAUCAAAAUAUGACGUUGGACAGGCUCAUGAAGCGUUAGAAUGGAUUAGUGAAAUGAUCGGCGAACAAUUCGAUACAAAUGGCGAUGCAGAUAAUGUUCAUGAACAAUUGAAAGAUGGUCGCAAACUUUGCCGACUAAUCAAUGUAAUUUCCCCGAACUCAGUAUCAAAGAUCAAUGAAGGAGUAAAUAGUUUUAAACUUAUGGAAAACAUUUCUCGCUUCGCUCAAGCAGCUAAAGCCUAUGGAUUAUCUGACGCUGAAAUCUUCCAAACAGUCGAUCUCUACGAAAAAAUGAAUCUUCACCAAGUCGUCCUCUGUCUCUUCGCUCUCGGUCGAAAAGCACAAAAACAAGGUCUACGUGGUUUAGGUCCCAAGGAAAGUGAUAGAAACGAACGAACCUUCUCAACUGAAACUAUCAACCAAGGUAACACCAUCAUCAGUACACAAUAUGGUUACAACAAAGGCGCAACACAAUCCGGUAUCAUCUUUGGUAAUACCCGUCAUAUGUGA
Molecule: messenger RNA, 570 nt
Organism: Adineta ricciae
Lineage: Eukaryota; Metazoa; Rotifera; Eurotatoria; Adinetida; Adinetidae
Source: the annotation of a GenBank genome assembly